Messenger RNA from Ilex paraguariensis (yerba mate), 249 nucleotides. The record is from the annotation of a GenBank genome assembly. NCBI's taxonomy places the organism in Eukaryota, Viridiplantae, Streptophyta, Magnoliopsida, Aquifoliales, Aquifoliaceae.
AUGCUUCCACGAGUCAAGGAAACAUACGUUGCAUGUCUGGGCAGAACAGGGUGUGACAAUAAGGGCUUAGAGGAAGGACAUGAAGAUGACGAGGAAAAGCGUGAUAAAUAUGAGAAUCGUGGAGACGAGGAUAUGAAUGAAGAGGAAAGAGGGGACGAGCGAGUUGGACUAAAGGGAGAUUCACAUAGCCCACAGAGAAUUGCACAUACUAAGAAGUCUUUUAAGUAUGGGAAAAUUUCAGCCGGUUGA